This is a messenger RNA of Eleginops maclovinus (Patagonian blennie), 3954 nucleotides long. Its product is annotated as mucolipin-1-like. Lineage: Eukaryota; Metazoa; Chordata; Actinopteri; Perciformes; Eleginopidae. The transcript has 14 exons. Gene Ontology annotation, cellular component: lysosomal membrane; plasma membrane. Gene Ontology annotation, molecular function: NAADP-sensitive calcium-release channel activity. The coding region runs from base 268 to 1983 and encodes 571 amino acids. The record is from RefSeq and is a predicted model, not a curated record.
CAUAUUCUCAGUGACGGUGAGGAUUUAAUCUGACAGCCUUUUACUUUGGUGUUUUUGCUAGUACUCCAAAGGCAACUGUUAACCGGGAGAGCCAGAUAUUUCACAGCUUUACUCAGCUUGUGUCAUAUUUGGUGGCAAGGUCGAUGGCCCACUUUUGUUUCUACUAUUGCUAUCCACCGUGACGAUCGACACACUCCUCUGAUCAAAGAUAUGUGUGCUCUCACGCCUGUUGUCUGCACGAAAUAGCAAGAAGGCCUGUCGGACUCCAUGUCUCCCUAUGGCUCCACUGAAGGCAGCAGGGAGCAUGACCAUCAGAGUCACAGUCAUGGCAACAACAAUAGCAACCAUCUGUUUCCCACGACUGAGGCAGGUCAUUGGGUCAACGCUGAUCAGGAAGAGGAGGCCAUUCGCAGGAAGUUAAAAUACUUCUUCAUGAGCCCGUGUGACAAAUAUCACGCCAAGGGCCGUAAGCCUUACAAGCUGAUCCUGCAGCUGCUAAAGAUCAUUAUUGUCACAGCGCAGUUAGUGCUGUUUGGCCUCAGUAACCAGGUCGUGGUGACCUUUAAGGAGGAAAACACUAUGACCUUCAAGCACCUCUUUCUCAAAGACUAUGACGAGUCAUCAGACGAUUCCUACGCUGUUUAUAAGCAGAUCGACGUCUACGACCAGAUCUUUUACACUGUUAAGCAGUACCUGUCCUUACCAGAGACCACAGUGGGACGCUAUGCAUACGUGUACGAUGUUGGUUACAACGGCAGUGCGCUCUCCCUCUGCCAGCACUACUACAAGAAGGGAAGCAUCGACCCAGCCAAUGACACGUUCAGUAUAGACCCUCACAUCAAAACAGAUUGUGUAGGUGUAGACCCGCUGGCCACACCUACAGGUCUGCUCUCCACCAACUACAGGAACUUUACGCUCAAGUUCCACAAGCUUAUUAACGUCACUAUAGAGUUCCAGUUGAAGGCCAUCAAUAUACAGACCAUCAUAUAUAAUGAGAUCCCAGACUGCUACACUUUUUACAUAAGAAUAGUCCUUGACAAUAAGGCUCACAGCGGCAAGGUGAAGAUCCGGUUAGAAAACAAGGCAUCUAUAAAGGAGUGUAAAGACCCGAGCGUCUCUGGACACGCUGAGAACUACACACGUGUAGCGUUUGAUGUCGCUGUGGCUCUGGUGUGUAUGCUGUCACUGCUGCUGUGUGGACGAUCCAUACUGCGAGGCAUCAUACUACAGCAGGAGUUUGUGCAUUUCUUCAGGGAGACUCUGGAUCGUAAAGUGUGCUGUGCAGAUCGGCUGGAGUUCAUUAACGGAUGGUAUAUCCUCCUCAUCGUCAGCGACAUCCUCACCAUCACUGGCAGCAUCAUCAAAAUCGGCAUUGAGUCUAAGACUAUGUCCUCAUACGACUUGUGUGGCAUCCUGUUGGGAAUCUCCACACUCUUGGUGUGGGUCGGAGUUAUUCGGUACCUCACAUUCUUCCAGAAGUACAAUAUCCUGAUCGUGACACUUAGAGCAGCGUUCCCCAAUGUGAUCCGGUUCUGCUGCUGUGUGGCCGUCAUCUAUCUGGGCUACUGCUUCUGUGGCUGGAUUGUCCUGGGACCGUACCACGUCAAGUUCCGCUCUCUGUCCAUGGUGUCAGAGUGCCUCUUCUCCCUCAUUAACGGGGACGACAUGUUCGUGACCUUCUCGGAGAUGCAGGAGAGCAGCACCCUGGUAUGGCUGUUUAGCCAAGUCUACCUGUACACCUUCAUUUCCCUCUUCAUCUACAUGGUGCUGUCGCUGUUUAUCGCUCUCAUCACAGGAGCCUACGAGACCAUCAAGCACCAAACCCAAGGACCUAUCCACAUCACAGACCUCCAGGCCUUCAUAGCAGAGUGUACGGACGCACCAAACUCAGGGAAGUUCAGAGGUCUGGAGACCUCACCAUGCUCUUUCUUCUGCUGCUGUGACAGAACGACGUCAUACGAAGAUGUCCUGCUUGUGAACUGAAGUUGAACUGGGCGACCUCAGAAGCUUCACUACACCCCCCCUGCUGACCACAGGAAGACACUGCACACUCCUGACGCUUAAUGCCUCUGUACCAACAUGCCGUGCAUCUGGGUCAAACCUCAUCACUCAUCUGAAGCAUGAGCUGGACCAACGUUCUGUAGAAGGAAGUUGUUACUCCUGUCUUUUGUGUCCAUGAAGAAGAAACUGGGGGCUGAUGACGGACAGGACCUUGCUUCUGUACGGACAGGCAUCACAGAUGACUGAAGCACAGAGAAUGAUGUGUUCCUCGUUGGUUUAAAAAAAAGAGUACCGUUUUUAUUCCAAUGUAUUUAAUGAGGCACAAUUUACUGAGUGGUUACAGGUGCCAUGAUGAAGACUGAAGUAGUACAUACAUGGUGCUGACUGUUUUUAUUUUGUGUUUUUGUUUUUACAGUAUUUCAUAAGUUGUACCUCCUUGAAGACAGAUUUCUUAUACAUAUCACAAAACACAGCAAACAUCCUAUCUCAUUUUCAUACCCCCAAUUACUCCAAUACCAUAAUAUCCCUCGCAUAUUAUACAAACUCUUUGCUCUAGAAACUACUUGGCAGAAGAUAAAAUAGGACAAGUAAAUUCAUACAAAGAUCGGAGGGCACUAGGAGAGUGCUGACCUCUGCCAAAGCUGUUUCCAUAAGUGAAGAAUAAUGCAUGUGUGUGUGCCAUGAUAUGGAUCCACUCCAAAAUGAAAUGUGUUCUUACUUAGCCCAUGCUUAACUAUGUCUCGGGGUUAAAAAAGAAAACUACUGGCACGAUUUUUUAUAAACUUGGUCCAUUAGAUUUUUAUUUCUUUUUAGACAAACAAAUCAAUCAUAAAAAUAUGGGUACCAACUUUGCAUGGGUCAUUUGGUAAAUUCACCUUGUCAUUUUUUAGAGAAGCCAGAAAAAUAUGGUAAAACGGGACCACAAGCAGAUGUAUACUGUGAGGUUUCGGAUGUGGGAUUGAUUUGUUUUCUGUUCCCUGAGCCGCACCUUCUGUAUAGAGUUUCAAACACUUUGAUUUGUAGUUCUACUGCACAAGCGUCACGUUGCCUUCAAAUGUGGAUACUACUAUUACUGCUUUUGUUGUACAGCUUGUGUGAUGUAUUGCACUCAUCUGAGCAUUCAUCAUUAUUAUGUUUAUGAUGAAGCACUCAGCAUUGCCUUUGAUUAUCUACAACAAGGGUAGCUCUCAUGGGCAUGUUUUCUUUAAUGAUGCCUUACUUCAUUCAUUGUAAGGUUAAACAUGUUAGUCCUAACCUUAAAUUCUAUACUGAUUGUAGUCUACAAAUUGUAUCCGUUUUAAGAGAAAAAUUACUUGAAUCAUCAGUCAAAGUGGAGCUGAGGUUAGGCUGGAUAACAAGCAGGCAACUGAAUGAUAACAGGAACAUAAUUGUACUUCUGUAAUAAUGCCCUGUCAUACUGAAUCAUCUUUUUCAGUCUGGUUGUUGCCUUCAUAAUGAUGUCUUGUCGAAAGCAGUUGUCCAGUGACUUCAUCUCUAGUAGAGAGUAGAGCCUUGAUUUUUUUUUAUACCUCAUAAAGCGCACAAAAUGAGUCUCAAACUCUCGAUUCUUAAAGGUUUUUGAGAAAAAUAGUUAUUGUAUAAUUUCUAAGAGAGAUUAUCUCUGGUUCAAGCAGUAACAGGUUAAACAACAGUAUUUUUUCGGGACUCUUAUAUUCAACAUAAUAAAUAAGCAAUGUCCUAUUUAAGCUAAAUAUUCUGAUGGAAUUUGGAUUUAGAUGGAACGUGUACUAAAUCUACCAAUAGCCUUCACUUUAAAUGAUAUGUCAGGCAUGUAUACAUUAUCUAAAAUGACCUAGAUGUUCCUUUCCUACAGUUUGAUGUUUUUUUUACAUAAAAUCAGGACUUUAACUGUACAACAUUAGAGACACUAGAUGCCUGGAAAUUAUCUACUGGAUCAUCUUUGAUAAUAAAACCUUGUUUUGUUUCACUUUU